Molecule: messenger RNA, 609 nt
Organism: Cherax quadricarinatus
Lineage: Eukaryota; Metazoa; Arthropoda; Malacostraca; Decapoda; Parastacidae
Source: RefSeq, a predicted model, not a curated record
CGGGAAGACAACCAUACACACACUUUCCCGACUAUCUUCACCAAAGUUUGAGGUUUUUUGGGCCAACCAGUUCCACGUGUGGGAAAGCUGAUUUCUUUCACCCAAGUUUUAUCAGGAGCUGCUCAGAUGUGGUGGGUUGCCAGCUGGUUGGCAGGGAUGGUUGCCGACACGGACAAGAUGUUGUGGGCGGCGUGUGUCGCCCUCAUCUGCUGCGUGUGCGCGCUGUGGGCGUGGCAGCUCUCCAUCAGGAACCUUCCACCAGGACCCUGGGGACUUCCCCUGGUGGGCUACCUGCCCUGGCUGGACCCAGUCGCCCCUCACUUGACUAUAGUGAAGCUGGUGGAGCGUUAUGGUCGUGUGUUCAGCCUUAAGUUGGGCAGCGUGUUGGUGGUUGUGAUGGUGGAUCCUCAGGUCAUACGCGACACACUAAGUCAGAAGUCCACUACGGGACGAGCGCCUCUCUUCCUCACCCACGGCAUCAUGAAGGGUUACGCCUCCACAUGGGAUAUUACACAGUACAUGCCGGGAGGGAGUUACUGCAGUUCUGGUCUUGAUUUGAUGAUUGAUGGAGGUGGCAUCGUCUGUGGCUUCUCUGAAUUUACGUCUUGA